Messenger RNA from Argiope bruennichi, 4188 nucleotides. RefSeq lists its product as uncharacterized. The transcript has 2 exons. NCBI's taxonomy places the organism in Eukaryota, Metazoa, Arthropoda, Arachnida, Araneae, Araneidae. The coding region runs from base 688 to 3048 and encodes 786 amino acids. The record is from RefSeq and is a predicted model, not a curated record.
UCUAAAUUGAGAAAAACCAGAGGUUUGAAUAGAUCUUCAGUUACAAAGUACAUUAACAAGAUUAAUAGCGAUUUGGAAGAGAAAAUAGAUUCUUUUACCACCAAAGAUUUGCAAGAAGCCUUAAAUUAUUUGAAUAUAUCGUCUACACAGUUAAAAGACUAUGAUAAACUUAUACAAAAUCUAAUCAAAGAUGAUAAGGAAUUCGAAACCGAAAUUGAGUCGGCUUUCGAAUACAAUGAAAAAAUUAUAGUUUGUUUGUCCAAGUUAUCAGCGCAAUUAAAAUGUUUACAAGACGAAUCAGAGCGCCAAUCAAUAUCAUCAAAUGUUUCUUUAUUAGGCGCUACAGGAAAUCCUAAUUUAGAUGCAAUAAACAACACUCAGGAAAGUUCAGCCAUCGUACCUGUAAACGAAUAUAAUUUUAAGACCAUAAAAUUGCCUAAACUUACAAUUGAAAAAUAUUAUGGAGACCCCUGUUGCUGGUUAGAAUUUUGGAAUCAAUUUCAAAAUUCUAUUGAUAAUAACAAAUAUCUGUCAAAAAUAGAUAAAUUCUCAUAUUUAAAGUCACUAUUAGGGGGUGCGGCCGCGAUUGCGGUUAAUGGCUUUGCGCUCUCAGACGAGAAUUAUGAUCAGGCUUUAAAAUUGUUGAAACAAAGAUUUGGCAGAGAAGAACUCGUUAUUAACGCACACAUGUCAAAAUUACUAAAUCUUGUACCAGUAACUGAUUCAAAUAAUAUUUAUGGUCUUAGGAAGUUGUAUGAUACCGUAGAGAUAAACUUAAGAAGUUUAGAAUCAUUAAAAGUUACUUCAGAGAUGUAUGGGCAUUUACUCUAUCCCAUUUUAAUUAAAUUGAUUCCCGAAGAUCUUGUCCUUGAAUUUAAUAGAAAAAAAGUUGAUAAUUCAGUGAAGUUCGAAUUUAAUGUAACUGAAUUACUAAAUUUUUUAAGAAUUGAAAUUGAAUGUAGAGAAUCCUCUGCGUUUAUGCAUACCGCAAAAGGCGAUAAACGCAAAGAAAAUUUGCUCCCGAAAGCGAAACAGAAUCCUUUCAACAAACUCAGUCGAAACACAGCUACCUCGCAUGAUAUAUUGCGAAGUCCAAGGUCAAGCGCAAAACCGAAAGAUCUUCAAUGUUUUUCCGCGUCAGCAUUAAACGAAAAUUGUUUAUAUUGUAAAGGUGAGCAUCAAUCGGAGUUAUGUUCUGAAACCGACUUAGAAACGAAACUCGGUGUUUUAAAACAAGAUGGCAGAUGUUUUUUAUGCUUGAAGCCAAAACAUCGAGUUAAUGAAUGCCGCCAGAGAAGAUAUUUGACAUGUGAAAUAUGUGGUAAGAAGCAUAAUAAAUCUAUUUGCUCUCAAGCAGAAUCUAAUACACCCGAUUUGAAUAAAGAUAAUAAGAACGUAAUUACCGCAAUUUCACAUUACGAUAAAAACAAAACAAACUUUUCUCGCGGUAAUAUAUUUCUUCAAACAUGUGCAGCCCUAGUACGCAAUGAUGAAACAAACGAAUUUGAAACAGUACGACUAAUGUUAGAUAAUGGAAGUAUGAGAACAUUUAUAACACGUGAAGUUUCAGAAAAAUUAAAGUUAAAAGUAAUAAGAAAAGAAUCUUUAUCGGUAUACUCUUUUGGCGCUAAACAAGCAAAGGAACAUUCUUACAAUAUAGUGAGAGUAGAAUUAAAAAACCGUGAGGAUCCCUCUUUACGUAUUGAAGUAGAAACUUUGGUUACAGAAAACAUUUCAGCCACUACUCUUCAUGUACCUAACAACAAUAUUACUAAAACGUACUAUAAAUUGAAGCAUUUACAGCUAGCUGAUAAUAGAGGCAAGAAUAUCUCAAUAUUAAUUGGUGUAGAUUAUUAUUAUGAAAUCGUUUCAGGCAGAAUAAAAAGAUUAAACAACAAACUGGUAGCGACUGAAACAAUUUUUGGAUGGUGCUUGCAAGGUCACGUGGGUUUAUCAAAUGACUUAAUGACCAUGAAGAUUGUAGUGGAUGAAAAGGAUAUUUCGGACCAACUUAAACAAUUUUGGGAUCUUGAGAAUUUAGGGGUAGAAGGGGUUGAAGAGGAUGAUUUCGAAAAACAUACUGUAGAUAAAGAAAUUAUGAAACAAUUUGAAGAAAAUAUUGUUUAUCAAAAUAAAAGAUAUACUGUAAAGUUUCCUUGGAAAACAAAUAUGAAAGAAUAUUUAGCUAAUAACUUUGAAGUGGCUAAAAGGAGGUUUUCGCAUUUAAAAUCAAAAUUUAUUAAAGAUAAUUCGUUGUUUUUAGAUUAUAAAGCUGUUAUUGAAGAUCAUUUAAAAGAAGGUAUCAUUAAGAAAGUUAUAACAUGUGAAGAAAAACCUUCAUUCUAUUUGCCUCACAGGGCGGUAUUAAGGGAAGAUAAAACUACCACUCGUUUGAGAGUGGUAUUUGACGCAAGUUCUCAUGCGAAAGGACAGUUGUCGUUAAAUGAUUGUUUACAUACUGGUAUCAAUCUCAUUCCAGAUCUUUUUGAGAUUUUAAUAGGUUUUAGAGAACAGGCUGUUGCCAUAACUGCCGACAUAAAGAAGGCCUUUCUGCAAAUACAGAUUGCCGAAGAAGAUCAGAAUUAUACUAGUUUCUUCUGGACGGAAGAUCCGGAAAAGGAAGAAGAGGAAAUUUUCAAGAUGACUCGAGUUCUUUUCGGUGUCAAAUCAAGCCCCUUCCUCCUUGCAGCUACAAUCCAAUACCAUCUAAAGAGAUGGUCUCUCAUCCAGUCUCUUAGAUCCAAAUUUUGGAAAAGAUGGAGUCAAGAAUAUCUCAACUCCUUGCAGUCUCGAGCUAAAUGGAAACUACCUGAACUGAACAUCAAACCCGGACAGCUGGUACUCCUGAAGGAUAAUAGCAAGAGCCCCAUGGAAUGGAACUUGGCCCGAAUUGAAAGGACAUAUCCUGGAACAGAUGGACUAGUCCGUGUCGCAGACAUCAGAACCCCUAAAGGAAUUUUUCGGCGAAGUAUCAACAGACUCUGCCCACUCCCUUUCGAAGAAGGUGUUGGACAACUGUCCAACGGGGGCCGGGAUGUUCCGUCUUAGAGACGCCUUUCCCCUAUUCCAGCUGUAGUCAUCAGGAAACCGGCGCAUGCGCAGUUUCUGUUGAACUUUGAUACGCUUCUUUUUUAUUACUUUAUGAUUCAGAAUUUUGUAAUGCCUAAUGAGAGAUGUAACGGAUGUGUUUCCUGUUGCUGUGUGUGCGCGUGCUUUUGUGAUGUUAUGUUAAUGUGCUUUAGUUGUCUUCGUCAGUAGCUGCUUUAUGUAUAAUAAAUGGAAAAAAGACAGAUCAGGUCCCUUUUAUUUGAUUACCCACGAACAAUCGGUACCGAUGUUUGGAGAGAGUUUUGCCAAAUUCUAAAGGUAAAUUUAGAGAAGUGAUAGUAGGUAUUAAGGAGAUGAAAAAUUAUCAUAAAACAUAGAGUCGCAGGAGACGUUUAUUCUGUGAAAAUCGCAAAAACAGACAUCGAAGAGACAAUUAGCCUGACGAAGAGAAUGGCCCUAAGAAUGCAAGGAUAUAGAACAAGGUAGUCGACAAAAAGAAGCUUUCUCGUAUUUAAAUUUUCCAUGCGUUCUCGGAAUAUAAAAGCAGCGAGCACUGCAGAAUUGAUGGUUCGAAGAAUAUAAAAGCAGCUUGUAUUCAUUAAAGAGCAGUGCAGAAUUGAUAGUCGAUAAGUUUCAUUCGCAAACAACAUGUCAGAUUUCACGAACGACGAAUAUGAAUUUAAUUUACGACCGAGCGGAUGGUAAUGCACGGCUAUCACAAAGAAUAUACCAAUAGCAAUAUCUAAGUAGGCUCUGUCCACACCACAGCACCUUUGCAAAUAUUAUAGACGGUUGCGGGUGACAGAAUCCUUCAAAAUAACGAGGCCAAAUGCAGGGCCCGAACGCCUCAAUGGCGCAAAGUACCUUGUUUUCUUGCAGCAUGUCCUUCCGAAUUUACUGCAGGAAAUACCGGCCAUUGCACGCCAGAACAUGUGUUUAAUUCAUGAUGGUGCACCAGCGCAUUUUUUUAAUUAUGUGCGUAACUACCUAGAUGAUACAUAUCCUGGGAGGUGGAUUGGAUGUGGCGGACCUGUUGAUUGGCCUCCACGUUCCCCGGACCACAAUCCCUUGGAUUUCUUCUGCUGGGACCACAUGAAAUCUUUUGUUUAUCAGGCACCUUUGGAUACAGUGGAAGAUCUU